Messenger RNA from Phymastichus coffea, 798 nucleotides. It is a transcript of the gene Pa1, whose product is annotated as PAXIP1-associated glutamate-rich protein 1. The transcript has 3 exons. The record is from RefSeq and is a predicted model, not a curated record. NCBI's taxonomy places the organism in Eukaryota, Metazoa, Arthropoda, Insecta, Hymenoptera, Eulophidae. The coding region runs from base 77 to 532 and encodes 151 amino acids.
UGUGAUGUGUUUGACUUAAAUUAAAUUGGAAAAAAUAUUGUAUUAAUUUUUUUAAUGAAAAUUAUAAAAAAACAAGAUGGAAAGAAAUGAGCAUGAUUGGAUAGUCGAGUGUUCUGACGAUGAAAAGUAUGAAAAUGAUCCGAAGAACGGAUGGAUACAUAAGGCUGAAGAUAUAGUCUCACUUAUUGAAGGUUUAGAGAGCAACAAUCGUAUUUUAGAACUGGAAUGGAAAUGUCCAGGCAGACGAGAAGCUUCUCCUAUCACAGUAAAUAACCACCAGCAGGAUACACCAAAUGAAUUCAAACCAAAGGAGAAAUCAGACUUUGAUUUCAUGGAUGAAAUGUCAUCUCCGAGGCUACCAGUACGAAGAAGUGGAGAAAGUACUCCAAAGGGAAGUGCCAAGAAAAAAACAGCAAGUUUCAAUGGUGUGUUGUCAACAAUGUUGCGCCAUCGUAGGUUAGAACAGCAAGAAAUCAGUGACAGUCCUAAAAAGACAAAGUCUAAUUCUCCAGGAGUAAAGCAGGCAAAUUGAGAGCACAGUGUAGUUCCUCAAGAGUAGCAAAACUGCUCGAGUGAAAAAGUAAACAAGCGAAUCUAAGUGCUUACAGUCUACAAUGGAGAUCAAAGACUAUAAUUAUCUGUACAAGGUAUUGCUGGCUAUCCUCUGUGAGGAUGAAUCUUGUUUAUACAAUAAGAUCUAGUUUCUUAGUCAAGUUUAUAUAAGCCCAUGCAAUAUUUGUAAAUACUUAUCCAUUAAGACUUUAUUCCAAGCUUACUUACAACAUGCAUUAUUUACUC